GUCGAAGGAGAGAGUCGAUACGAGGAUAUCUUGAGUAUAAUUAGACUGCAGUUCGGUCCAAACUCCGCAUUUUAUUCCGCUAUCGUACGUGGAGCGGUGAGAAAGUGCGCCGCGAACGGCGAGAAAAUUACCAUCGGUUACAGAUAUUCGCUAUGGAAAAGUACGAAGAGAAAUAAAUCGAGUGAAAUACGGAAUAAAACUACGGACGUGAAUCGGUCUUCGCGCGUGUAAAUUUGCCAAAAAGUAUACACAAAGUGAAAGUGUGGACGCCGAAUCGAAAAAUUUGAAGAAAGCUACGAUUGACUCGCGAGCGAACAAUCGCAGUAUUGUGUCGCGAAUUGAAUCGAUGAUCACGUGCCGAUAAUGAUGCAAAAGUAUAACGAUCAUUGAGAGUUUAUCAAGCCUGUAAUUGUGAAAAAAAUCGUUACUCAGAAGGGUGGCAACUGAUGCAAUUGUUCGUUUGUUCGAAGAAGAUAACUCGCUUGCGUCGAGAAAAAACAAUCUUUCGAAAAACGUUGAACUCGGUGUGAGAUUACCGAAUUUCUCGUGCAGCUUCUCUAGUUGGUUUGAAAUUUUCAACGCAGGCGCAAAAGAUUGUUGGAUUGAGUGCGCCGAUGAGGAUGAAUGAUCACGUGGGUGGGCGUAGCGUCGACCUCGCGUUGCCGAGGAGGAGUUCGGAAGAGUAUACAGAGGCUACCUCAACCUCGACGUCGGAGUUAAAGCCCCGGAAAAAAUCUCGCACCGUCUGGCUUCCCAUUGUCUGUGGGAUCUGCGUAGUGCUCAGCCUUCUUUGCGCUGCUCUCGUCACCUUCAUCGCAUUAUUGGGACAGAGAUACGACAUUUCCAACGCCUUCCUUGAUUUGAAAAGUGGCCGAGGAGUUGCAAUUAUGCCGCAGAGCGAAGCGUUUCACGAGGCAACGUUUCGGUUGCCGAAGGGGGUCAAGCCGAUUCACUACGAUCUAUAUCUCUACCCUGACCUACGCAAGGGAACGUUCACGGGAAAGGUCACUAUUGUGACGGACGUAGCGGAAAAGCGAGACUACAUUUGUCUGCAUCAGAAAGAUCUGAAUAUAAUAUCGACGAAAUUGGAGACGAUCGACCGUGCCGAAAAUUGGGCGAUAGAGAUUGCGAAAACUUAUGCCGUUGAGAAAUUGGAGACAUGGGUGAUCGCCGCUAAACAAGAGAUUCAAUCCGGACUCUAUAAUCUAACUAUAGAAUUCGAGGGCGCGUUGCAACCGGAUAAAAUCGUUGGCUUUUACUCGAGUACCUAUAAAGACGAGAACAAGAAAACAAGAUCCAUCGCCACGUCGAAAUUCGAACCCACCUAUGCGAGACGCGCGUUCCCUUGCUUCGAUGAACCGGGUUUCAAGGCGGAAUUUUCCAUCAGAAUCGUACAGCCAACAGGGGAUGGUUACAACACACUUUCCAACAUGAAUGUCGAGAAAUCUGAGGUCGAUCAACCCGCUCCGGGAUUGACAACGGUCACUUUUGCCAAAAGUGUUCCAAUGUCCACGUACCUCGCUUGCUUCAUCGUCAGUGAUUUCGUUGCUCUGACAGCGAACGCGACCGGUCUUUCGGGGCAAACUUUUCCCGUCAGCGUCUACACGACGCGAGCACAGCAGGAAAAAGGUGCUUUUGCCUUAGAAAUUGGAGUGCAGGCUAUCGAAUAUUAUAUAAAACUUUUCAACAUCGAUUAUCCACUUCCGAAGCUUGACAUGGCUGCAAUUCCUGACUUCGUUUCCGGUGCCAUGGAAAAUUGGGGUCUGGUCACCUACAGAGAAGCCAGACUUCUCUACGAUAGCGCUACGAGUUCCACGUCCAAUAUGAAAAAUAUCGUCACCGUUGUCUGCCACGAGUUUGCUCACAUGUGGUUCGGAAAUCUCGUAACUAUGGCAUGGUGGAACGAUUUGUGGCUAAAUGAGGGAUUCGCUACUUACAUGCAGUUCAAGAGUUCAGAUGCGAUACUUCCGGAAUGGGGGAUGAUGGAUCAAUUUUUGGUUGACGAAGUUCACUCAGUUUUCACAACCGACGCGACUUUGAGUUCGCAUCCCAUAGUUCAAACCGUCAGCAAUCCUGACGAAAUCACGGCCAUUUUCGACGUGAUCUCGUACAACAAGGGCUCGGCGAUUCUUCGUAUGUUGGACAACUUCAUCGGCUCCGAUAUUUUCUACGCCGGGGUAACCACGUACCUGAACCAGUACGCCUAUCAAAAUGCAGAGACUUCUAAUCUCUUCUCAAUUCUACAAGACGCGGUCGGUUCCAGUUUGAACGUUACAGCUAUCAUGGAUACAUGGACGAGACAAAUGGGAUUUCCCGUUGUAAAAGUUGUUAAAGAUGGCAACACCUACACACUGACUCAAAAACGAUUCUUGGCAGAUCCUGAGGCGGUUUAUGACCCCGCGGACUCCAAGUAUAGUUACAGAUGGACUAUUCCCAUCACCUACACGACCAGUGCUAGCUCUACACCAACUUUGGUAUGGUUCGACAAAGAUGCGAAUAAUUUGCAAGUUACUCUGAUCGACUCGGUAGACUGGAUAAAAUUCAACAAAGAUCAAAUUGGAUAUUACCGAGUCAAUUAUGAAAAAUCCGAAUGGGAGAAGUUCAGCAGCGUUCUGCGAUCUAAUCAUUUGGUGUUCUCCACUUCUGACAGAACUUCCCUCCUCGAGGACGCAUUCAGUCUCGCCGAAGCCACCGAACUCGAUUACGACAUAGCGAUGGACAUGACUUCCUAUCUCGCAAGUGAGACACAUUUCGUACCGUGGAGCGUGGCUGCUUCGAAACUCGUCAGAAUCAAUUCCCUACUCUCUUCGACUGACCUGUCUACUCGGUUUAGGCAUUAUGUAAAGAACUUGGUCGACAGUUCCUACCGAUCCGUUACGUGGGCGAUAGGCACCGACGAGAGUCACGUUACCCUGCGACUUCGAACGACCAUUUUAGACUUGGCGUGUACCGUGGGACACAUGCAAUGCUUGACGGAAGUCGGGACGCUUUUCACAAACUGGAUAAACGACGCCAACGAUGUUCGUCCUCAUCCCGACAUCAGAUCUCUCGUCUAUUAUCACGGUAUGAACUCCGUGGGCGGGGAAACCGACUGGGAUGCGAUGUUCGAGAAAUUCGUCAACGAGACAGAUUCGACGGAGAAGCUGAAACUGAUGUACGGUUUAUCGGGGAUCAGAGAGUCUUGGAUUUUGAGCAAAUUCAUCAAUUUGGCGAUCGACGAGAAUUACGUCCGAUCUCAGGACUAUUUCUCCUGUAUCCGCAACAUCGCUUCCAAUCCGGUGGGAACGGCAUUGGUUUGGGAUUGGGUUAGAGAAAACUGGGAAACGCUCGUUCAGCGUUACACGUUGAACAAUCGUUACCUUGGUCAGCUGAUUCCAGGAAUAACGAGUACAUUUUCCACCCAACUCAAGCUCGACGAGAUGAAAGCUUUCUUCGCCAAGUAUCCGGAGGCAGGGGCUGGAGCUUCGUAUCGGGCCCAGGCACUAGAGACCGUUUCCAAUAACAUUAAAUGGCUGAGCAGCAAUACGGCUAAAAUCGAUGCCUGGCUGACGUCCAAUUCACGCGCCUGAUUUCGUAGUUUAACUGUAACGACUGAAAUAAAGAAAAGAAAAAAAUGAAUGAAUGAAUGAAUGAGAAGAAAAACCGUAAAAGGUUGACGACUGGAAAAUUUGCUUCAACGAUCGCAAUCAUCAACAAUCGAUUCAAUUUCUGGGGUUGCUAAUUAUAGCAUAGUUUCUUCAUUUGGGAGCACGAACAGGACGAAGAGACACAAAGUACGCAAAGUGCCUUUCAGCGAUCACCAAAAGUAUCGUCGGUUGACUCGAAGCAAUAAGAAACUAAGAUACAUUCAUUGCCAUCGAAUUUACUAUUUUUUACGCCUAUUGUUGUUGAAGAUAAUUAUUGGAGACUACUUGUUUUCACUACGCCGAUUUGGCAAAUAAAUUUGUAUAAAAAAAAAAAAAAAA
This is a messenger RNA of Athalia rosae (coleseed sawfly), 3965 nucleotides long. RefSeq names its product glutamyl aminopeptidase-like. The coding region runs from base 615 to 3569 and encodes 984 amino acids. Gene Ontology annotation, molecular function: zinc ion binding; metalloaminopeptidase activity; peptide binding. The transcript is spliced from 15 exons. The record is from RefSeq and is a predicted model, not a curated record. NCBI's taxonomy places the organism in Eukaryota, Metazoa, Arthropoda, Insecta, Hymenoptera, Athaliidae. Gene Ontology annotation, biological process: proteolysis; peptide catabolic process. Gene Ontology annotation, cellular component: cytoplasm.